GGUCUGAUAUUAUGACGUCUCGUUCCCAGUCUUCGCCGGCGCUAACGACGGCCUUGCUCCUGCUCCUAUUGGACACCGUUUUCGCCACCGUUUCCAUCACCCGGCAUCAUCGAGGAGACGUGUUCGACGUGUCAGACGUGAAAUGUUCGAUGGAAACUUGUGUCGGAGUGAGCAGCGGUACGGCAUCGCUGGUCGACGGCAUCGUAGCGGCAGAACGCGAUUACCCGUCAUCGGUCGGUAGCAGAGGCUACAAACAAUCGACCGGAACGUCCAUGGAACCGUUGCACAACGGCAACUGCAGGUGUCAGUGCAUACAACCCGUGCCCGUUUUCAGGGACGAUUUGCGGAUAUGUGUCGACGAUCUGCAAGAAUGUUCGUUAGCUUCAUUCGUGUCUGGCACAACGGUACAAAAGAUACCUUACGUAUUUCUACCACUACAAGGACAAAUCGUGUAUCCUAGUGCUGAAAUUAAAAUUGCUGGUAUGCAGUAUCCUAUUUGUGCUAUUUCAAAAGCAAAAUAUUUAACUCGAGGCGGUUGGAUAAAUUUUAAAAACCAAUCAGACUUCGAAAUCCCUUUCCAAAUACACCGCGAAAAUGGACACAUCAUGUUAUUAUGGUUAGGCGAUUUACAAUCGAGGACCAACAUCGAAGGAAGGCUAGUAUUGAUCGAAAUGAUUUGUAAAGAAACAUUAUCACAAGAUUAUGACAGCAGUUUUCAGCAAGCCAUAACACCUUGUCUUUCAUUUAGAAUAGCAGGAACUCCAAGUGUAAAAGAAGUUUUAUUUUCAACUGACAUUCGAUCAUCAGAUAAUGCUUCUAGUUCAGGAUUAACUAUAAGUGAACUAAUAGCUGUGGCGAUUUGUUCUAUUCUAUUAGGACUAAUGUAUGUAGCAUCUAUUUUGUUGUACUUGCAUGUCCGUAAAGGGAGACCUAAGGGACAAAAUGGAGAUAUAGAAGCUUUUAAAAACCCAUUAAUGUCAAACGGUAUUACUGAAGAGGGUAUAGUAAAAAACAACCCUCUGUUACAACACAGUUACAAUGAUAAUGAGGCCUUUGAGUCAGACGAAGACAGAAAUUAUAGUAUAAGUACACAAGGAGAACCUUCUAUGGAUAUGAUGGAAAAUAAUAAUAUUAAUAGAAAUUUAACAACAGCUAUUGUACACCCUAUUCAGUCAUUUAACUCAUGUGUUGGCCAUUCAAUGUAUUAUUCAGAUUCAAAUUCUAUAGAAAAACAUCCAGAAGAGGAUAUUUCAAUAGUGGAAACAUUGGAUAACAAAGAAGAUCGACCAGAUAAUAUCAGAUCAAUAGUGUGUGCUAACCCAAGAAAAAAACUUUACUUCAAUCCAGACUAUUUUGAACUUGAAUUAUUAAUGGCUCCUCCACCAGCAGCGUUAGAAUUUUUGGAAAAAAUUCGUGAAGUGAUACACGAAGCAAAAAGAAAAAUAACAAUGAAAAAAUUCACACCAAAUCUUAUUGUGAUCCAAGAAGAUGCAAACGAAGACACAAAUGAACCAUUAAGUUCUUGCAAUAAAUGCAAGACUCAAUUUAAAAUUAAAUCAGCUACAAUACAAAAAUGGUUGAUGAAUGUACCUAUAGAAGUUACCAAACCCAAGAAAAAUCAAGCUCCUUGUGUUCCUGUUGAGUUAAAAGCAAAAGAUGACAUAAAUGAUGGAAAUUACUUGCAGCUCAAAGAAAACGAAUUAAAAUCACAAACUGAUGAAGUAGAAGAAGCAAAAGAAGAAGAAAAAAUAAUAGAAGAAAAAGAAGAAGAAGAUGAUGAUGAUGAUGAUGAUGAUGACGAUGACGAAGAACAGGGUACUAACAUCGAAUGCGAUAGUUUGGAAAGAUCAAUGAAUUACAGGCAGAAAUGUGGAUAUCAUACACCGUCAGAGUACGGAUUUGUUAGACCAGACCUGAGUCCAGUUUUAAGUAAUUCUGCUUUACCGAUGGAUGAAGAACUUACCAUUAGAACCACAUAUACUUAUGAUACUAUCACAAAAAGAGAAAGCUAUUAUGAACAUAUAUCUGGUCCAGACUGUAUACGAGAAAAACCCAAAAAGGAGAUCUUACCCGAUAUACUUAAUAGGUCAUCCGAACGUUAUAGUUUGGUUAGCGAAGUAUAUGUAAAUGAUAACUUUAACACUAGUAUGUCGCCUAAUAAUUCACUGGAUAAAAAGAUUAAAAAGAAGAGUCCAGGUCAAAUAACUAUUGAAGUUGAAGACUGUCCUGACAAUCAUCCAGCAGAGGAUUCGGACAGUUUUGAACCAGAUACAUUAGAUAGAAACUGUACCAAAAUAAAACCAAAUUUGAAAGCAGUAUACUCUUCAGACUCAUUGGAGCAAUUCAAUAGUCCUAAAAGCAUAAAUAAUAAUGGAUAUGGUAGUUUAUUAGAGAUAUACGAAGCAAAGAAUGUCAUGGCUGAUGUGCAAAAGAGAAGAGAUAUGAGCCAACUCGAGGCUAAAUACUUAAAACCAGAUCCAAAACACUGUCGAAGGCAAAGGUGUCCAUCACCUUUGUCUGUACAAAAGCCUCCAAAAAACGCCUGUGUCAGAAGCACUAGCAAACCCGGAGUCAUGCAAUCCGAUUGCGUCAGCUCACAAUUUAACCAGCGAACCCAUAAUAUCAUGGCUGGUGCUUCUGACAAACAAGCAGUCAAAAGUUCGCCAAUUGAUCAUAACAGAUAUGAAGACUCCGGGUAUCUCAGUACUGAAUCUAACGAAUCUCUUAACAAAGUGGUGGCUACUAGUCUAGAUACAGAUGAAUCUGGGGCAGAAAGCAUAGACACAGAUUUCAAAUUUUAUAAAUCUCGUACAGACCGUAAUUACUGUGAUUGGUAAUAAUUAUUUAUCCAAAGAUAUAGUUUUUAUCUAUUUAUUUUUUAAUAGUUAAUAUAAGUACCAAAAAUUAGAUUUAUUUGUAAAAUAUGAAAUUUGUAAAUAUUCAUAGAACUACAUUUAAAAAAAUUUCUUUAUACUAAGGUUAUAAUUGAUCAAAAAUCAAUAUCAUUUAAAUAAAUUAGGUGUAUCUUCAUUAAUUUUCUAAGAAUAACUUUUUGAAAAUAUACAAUAUGAUGGAGACAUUUUUUUUUAACAUCAACAUACCAACUAUUAAUAUUGAUAUAUUAAGAAAAAUUUUAUAAAGUUAUCAUAUGAUGAAAUACUUUCUCUCGAUAAUUUUAAAAUACUUUUUAACUAAUAUUAUCAUUGAUUUUUAAACAAAACUAAACAUUGAAAAUAUCUUUAAUAAUACAUCAACCAAAUUAAAAAUUUACCAAAAAUGAUAAAAAUAAUAAAUAUUAUUGUCUCUUAAUCAAGUAAGUAGCAAUAUAUUUGAACAAAGAAACCACAUGACUUUAAAUUUGUACAACCUUAUUUUUUUAAUUUUAAAAAUAAAAAUAUGUGUUCAUAAUAAAACAAAUAUAUUAUAUACAUUAUUGUUAUAUUAUAAUAUAUUAUGUACCUAAAAACUGUAAAUAAAAAAUGUGAAAAUAUAUUUUCAUAUGAGGCUGGAUUGAGUGCAAUUAUAGAUUAUUUUAACGCCUAUUAUUAAGGUUUAAUUAUUUAGAUAUAUUAUUUUAAGCUUUACAUACAAAUCAAUAUCAAUUUUAUUUAACAUGAUUUCAGUGCACCAAUUGUUUUCUCUCUUUGCCACAUACCAACUUAAUGCUUAGUAGAUCCAAUCUUGUGCUAUUAGCUUUAAUAUUAAGAGUGAUUUAGCCUUUUAUCUAACUUAACUCAAGAAUAUUAUUUAUGCUAUAAGAUCAUUUUUAAAAAAGUAAUAUUAUAUUACUAAUUACUAUAGUAAUAUUAUAUUACUUACAAGAUUGAAAUAUCUUAAAAACAUAUAGGUGUAUGGUAUAAUGUUCUUAAUAUUAAGUUUGAUCAUAGGUCAUUCAUUAAAUAAAAAAAACAAUAAAUCAAAGAUUAAUUAACUUUAAUAUUAAAGCUAACAACUUAUUGGUUCUGCUGAAUGCAAAUUUACUAUUUUGUAUGUGUCAGACAAAGAAAAGAAAUAGUGCCCUGACAUCAUAUUAAAGCGUUUUAUUAUCAUUACAUGAUUUACAUGGUUGUAUAUUUAAAUAUAGAUCAAGGUAACAAGCUUGUUAAAACUUUAAAUUAUUGUCAUUCCAUAAAUUUCAAAAAAUAAAACAAUAAAAAUGAUACAUUUCUUAAUGUAGCUAUAUUUUUAUGAAAUGUAUUUACGAUUUGCAUUAUAUUUUUCAUUAAUUUAAAAGGUAUGCCACACUUAAUUAUAAUAAAUACGCAGAUCUACCUACUUGUAUAUUUUUUUCAUUAUUUAUUUAGAAACUUACUAAAACAAGUUUUUAAAUCAAAAAUGUGCGAACGCUUUGUCCUAUGUGAAUGCGACAAAAAACAAAACAGCUUGUAUUUUUCCGCUUUUGGAACAGCAUGGUCAGAAUAGAAUUUGCCCACACUCGCCGCAUUCACAUAGGGCAUAGCGUAACAUCUAAAAUGAGAAUAAUAUGAUACUGACUACUGAUGGUAUUAGAAUAAUUUUUAUAUUGAAUGGGCUGAUAUAUCUUUUAUUACUUUGUCACAUAAUAAUGAUAGCUUUAUAUAUAAAAUACUGUUGUUUGCUUAAAUUUAAAGCCACUUAAAAAAAAAUUAACUUCUUACUAUUGUUUUUUUUGUUAAUAAUAUAAACAAAAAAAUAUCCAAUUUCUUAAAUUUUUUAUUAUUUCUUAUUUUGUUAUACUUGAAUCAUGCAAUCAUUUUAAAGCUUUAGGUUUAAAAAAAAAGUAUAAAAUAUAAUAAUUAUUGGUAGGUAACUUUGUUGGUAUCUUUUAGUCUUAAUUAAAAUAUUAUUAGAGUAAAUAUUAAGUAAAACGACUGACUUAUAAUUGUAGGUUCUGUUUGUAAAUUAUUUAUUUUUAAUCCAGAGAUACCUUUUUACUUUUAUCUACGAAUAUAAUGUAAAAAUGAAUGAAAAUUUAAUAUUAAAACUUUUAUGAUAUGAUUUGUUUUAAUUAUAAUUUUAAUUGCAGAAUUUACAUGUGAGUUUAAACUUUUACAUAUCUAUUUAUAAAAUCAAGCAACCUAAUGAAAUUAUUGAUUUCAAAUCUUAUAGGUAUUUCAUCUUAUAUUUCUUUUAAUACACGAAUACAAUUAUAAUUUCCUGGAAAAAUUAGUUUAAAUGUACUAUAUAUACCUACAUAAGAAACAAUAUAAAGUGAUGACAUUUAAUUAUUGUACUUAUUGUAGUAAUAUUUUAUUACUAUAUACCUAUCAAAAAACAAUUAGUUCAAGUAAAUAGAUUUAGUUGAGUUCAAUUGAAUAUUAAUUAUGAAUUAUUUAGUAUAAUGUAAAUAAUUAUAAAGUUAGUGAAUAAAUAUUUUUAUUGUUAAGUUUUAUUGUUAGAUAUUAUCAUGUUUAUGUUGUGUUUAAUUAUUGAUAUUGUGAAUAAAUUGAGUUGAUCUUUCUCCUAUACAUUAUAUAUUGUUGGUAUAUGAUUGAA
This is a messenger RNA of Metopolophium dirhodum (rose-grain aphid), 5475 nucleotides long. RefSeq lists its product as uncharacterized. NCBI's taxonomy places the organism in Eukaryota, Metazoa, Arthropoda, Insecta, Hemiptera, Aphididae. The coding region runs from base 12 to 2837 and encodes 941 amino acids. The record is from RefSeq and is a predicted model, not a curated record. Gene Ontology annotation, biological process: imaginal disc-derived wing hair organization. The transcript has 8 exons. Gene Ontology annotation, cellular component: cell cortex.